AUUUGGAAAAAGUGUAUUUAGAAGUGCAGUUACCUGGGGCAGGGGCUGGUGGGGGGAAGUAACAUGAGGUGUGGAAAUAUUGAAACCAAGGAUACAUCAGAAUGGAUCCCACGAAGAACAUAAGAAAGGACAGUUUGGCAUUAUCGUUAUGGAUCGCUUCCGACACCGUGCAGGAAAUGGCAAUGAGCAGGCGCCUUCACGAGAGCGCAGCCACGGCGAAGGCGAGAGACAGCGGCAGCUGGAGCGCCUCAGCAGGGAGGAGGCCUAUUACCAGUUCAUUAACGAGCUCAACGAGGAGGACUACAGGUUAAUGAGGGACCGAAACCUGCUUGGCACUCCUGGAGAAAUAACAGCAGAAGAGUUGCAGCAGCGUUUGGAGGGGGCUAAGGAGCGUCUGACAUCACAGUCUGAUCUGGAUAACAGAGAAGGUGAAGGUAGAACUGUUGGAGAUUCUGAAGUUCUCAGGGAAAACUCCAACGGUGACUCUUUGCUUGAAUGGCUUAACACAUUUCGUCGCACAGGAAAUGCCACUCGCAGUGGACAGAGUGGGAACCAAACCUGGAGAGCUGUGAGUCGAACGAAUCCAAACAGUGGGGAGUUUCGCUUUAGUCUUGAGAUCAAUAUAAAUCAUGAUAAUAACAGUUCUGAAACUUCCGGCGAGGAGAAUGUUGAUAUAGAUGCUACCAGACUGUACGUAGAAAGAAGACGUCAGCUAGUUGCCAGUUCAGUAGCCCCACGGACGAGGAGCAUGGCUGCAAGAGAGGCAAACAACGAAGCUGCAAGGACCAGGCUUUUAAGGCGUGCCAUGGCAUUAAGGUCAGAAAUAGUCUCUCACGCAGUUUCAGAGAGGCUCAGGAGUAGAACGAGGGAGCUGACAGGCCAGACAAAUAAUACUACACGAAAUAAUUCUGUGGCUGCUGGUGAACCAAGAGAAAUGCCAGAAAGAGGUAAUUCUGCAAGAGUCAGAAGGGGUAGAGCUAGAGCUAAUGUCCAGAUGAAUACAAACCAAAGACUAGAAAUUUUGCGGCUGAGGUCUACCUUAAGUAGUCGAAGCCGCUCCCCGCUGCAAAGGCAAGGUGAUGCUGCUCCUUCUGAGGAACGUGGUCAGGGGCAGGAUAGAAAUGCACAGCAAGUCAACAGAAGUAGGAGACAAACAGCUCAGGCUUCUCCACAGCCUACUGAAGAGCAAGCAAGAGAAAACACUCAGACUCCCCAGCUUUCCAGUGUAGCGCCAUCCUUAGGAAUAACUUUGGAAGAGGAAGAAUCUAGUAGGCCAGUAGCUGCUGUCAGAAGGCACCCAACAAUUACACUAGAUCUUCAGGUGAGAAGAAUUCGUCCUGGAGAAAACAGAGACCGGGACAGCAUUGCCAGUAGAACUCGUUCUAGAGCAGGAAUGUCAGAAAACACGGUUACCUUUGAAAGUGACAGUGGGGGAUUUCGGCGCACGAUAUCCCGAUCAGAACGCGCCGGUAUUCGGACCUACAUUAGCACUAUACGGAUACCUCUUCGUCGGAUUUCAGAAACUGGGCUUGGGGAGCCUUCAUCAGUGGCUCUUCGAUCAAUCCUUAGACAGAUAAUGACAGGCUUUGGAGAACUGAGUUCUUUAAUGGAAACUGAAUCUAAUUCAGAAGUGCAAAGAGGCGGUCAUCACUCAGCAGAUGCACAGAAUAACUCAAGUUCAGCAAACAGCAGUGAUCCAAGUGGGAUUUUGUCUAGAAAUGGAAAUGCAGUAGACAGCAGCAGGGAAAGAAAUGGGCAGAGGGGUGGUAGUCAACGUUCUGGGCGCAAUCGUGAGAGCCAAGAUAGCAGGCAGUCUCAAGAUGCAAACAGCCUGGUGGAGAACGGAACACUGCCCAUCCUUCGACUUGCCCACUUCUUCCUGCUGAAUGAAGAUGAUGAUGAUGAUGAUCGUUUGAGAGGUUUAACCAAAGAGCAGAUUGACAAUCUUUCUACACGGAACUAUGGGGAUGUUCACACUGAAAAUGAAUGGAGUAAAACAUGCAGUGUUUGCAUUAAUGAAUAUGCAACAGGGAAUAAACUAAGGCAGUUACCUUGUACACAUGAGUUUCAUAUUCAUUGUAUUGACCGCUGGCUUUCUGAAAACUCCACUUGCCCAAUUUGUCGGCAGCCAGUUCUGGGGUCUAAUGCCACAGAUAAUGGCUAGACCUGUUUGUACCUGUUCAGCACUCAAGGAUUUUCGCCUGCUCUGUUAUAAGCCAGAUGAAAUUCAUUGACUUAGAUAUGGGUCCAUUUGUGGGGGGCGUUUUGUUAAAUUUCUUUAAAAAUUAUAGAAACUUCUCUAAAUCUAACAAUGUAAAUACUAUUUUUUCCAAGUGCAAGUCUAGGGGCACACAUAGAACCAAAUGAUAUUGGUAAAGUUUAUAUUUUUUUAGGUAAUUUUGUUAUGCUAAGCACUUUUGUAAAUACAGAAAUGCAAUAGUUAAUCAGUCCUGCUUAAUGUAUGUUUUUUAACAUUGUAAUGGACUCGCUUUAUUUAGAUUACAAAUUGUUUCACACAGACCCACCACUGUGUUGAAAAAUUAGUGGCUGAAUAGCCAUUUGUUAGCUUUUUGUUCUAAGAACAAUUUCUUUUACAGAGAGUCUCUUGCUGGACAUGUUUGCUAAAGAUAUUUAAGUUACUUGAAGUGCUCAUUUUAAUAGACUUUUUUUUUUUAAACAUUGAAAUAUCCUUUCCAAAAACUUGCCAAUUUGGUUCUACUUUAAAGAUUCUAUGGCAAUUUUUGCAUGUGGGUUUACACAGUUCUUAACGUUGACGAGUUCUUAUUCAGAAGUGGAUGAGUUAGUGGCAUUAUGAAAUGUACAUAAUUAAAUGCUGUCUUUGACAAUCUUUGUCUUUUCAGUGCAGACGGCAAUCAAAUCUGGUAAUUCCAAGAGGGUGUGUCUUACUUGCUCAAAGAUUAAAUGAGCACUAAGGAAGCAUUUUUACUCUUCCAAAUUUAUCAAUCAAUAUUCCUGGGGUUUUAACUGCCUUAGUUUAAAGAGGGGAAACAUUUCCUUGGCCAUUAUAUUGUCUAUAAUAUGCAUGUUUUGGGCAUCCUACGCAGAAGAACAAAACAAAGACUUGAAAUGCUUUUGUACAGAAAUUUAAGGUACACAUGUAGUGUUAGUCCUCUUGAAACAUGCCUGAGGACCAAGUGGUAAAAGACACUAAAAAGGACAAAAUAAGCUUCCCUGAAAACCCCCAGUAUCUGUAUAACUAGAUAAUAAACUUUUAUACCAAUGAUUUAAACUGAA
Molecule: messenger RNA, 3255 nt
Organism: Pseudopodoces humilis (Tibetan ground-tit)
Lineage: Eukaryota; Metazoa; Chordata; Aves; Passeriformes; Paridae
Gene: RNF6
Product: ring finger protein 6
Biological process (GO): ubiquitin-dependent protein catabolic process; protein ubiquitination; positive regulation of DNA-templated transcription
Cellular component (GO): nucleus
Molecular function (GO): ubiquitin protein ligase activity
Source: RefSeq, a predicted model, not a curated record